CGGGACAACACGAAAACAUUGCGUUUUUUUUCACAAUUUAAGCCUAAAUAUACUUGAUCUGUCUAUAAUUUUCUUACAAGUUAAAGAUAAUAGGAAUCUCUACUAGUCAAAGUUCAAUAAUUGUUACUUUAAGUUAUUGUUCAACAUUAAUUUGUCUUAUGAAAUGUCGAAAGCGGAAUCUACUUCUCGAAGCGGCACCGAUGGCCUGAACGUGGAUUUUAUGCGUUCACUAGUCAAACAGUACUCUGAACUGGGUCUAUGGACUAGUGCGCUGUUCUGGGCGGAUGCAGCGGCGGCUGCUGGCAGUGGGACGGGCACAGCAAGUGGCGAUGAUGUGUGGCUGCUUGCCAGCGCCAUGUUGGCCCGGGGGGAGUACCAUCGGGCCGCUUAUGCUGUUACAUCUAGAGGCUUGCAUAAACAACAUUUACUAUGCCUGGGCGUAGCCAUGCGCGCCCACCUAGCGGCGCAAGAGGCCGCCACAGCCCUGGCACUCUUCGAAGAGAGUGAUCCCGCGCUUUUGGAGGCCCGGAGUGACCAGACACACAAUCGUGCGCUAGCAGGCGUGCUAGUAUCCCAAGCACGCGCUCUCUCCUCGCUCGAGCGGCGCGACGCGGCUUCAACCGCUUUAUGCAGCGCGCUCCGAGCCGACUGCGCGUGUGUGGAGGCCCUCGCGCUCUUGCACCGGCAGACACCGCUCACACACAAACAGGAGAUAGAGUUGCUGGACUCUCUACCCAUUAGCAGCCAGUUAGGUGCCGCGGAGGGAGCGCUGCUGCGGGCCGCGUACCGGGACCGGGUGUACCGGCAUUCUACGCCCCCACAGGAUACAAAUGAUCCGGUAUCAUCGUCAACAGAAGUUGUCCGCGCGCGUACAGCCGAGGCCGCCGCGUCGCACGCGCGGCGCCUCGCGGCUUCUUGCGACUGGGCCGGGGCCCUCAAGGCCCUAGAUGCGGUGGACCCGUGGUGUGCCGCCCCAGUUAGGGCUGCGUGCUUAGUGGAACUUAAGAAGAGUGCGGAACUGUUUGCGUUCGCACAUACACUUGUGGACGCGUAUCCGAACUCGUGGACGUCUUGGUUCGCUGUGGGAUGCUACUAUUACUUAAUAGGCAAGAACGAGUUAGCGCGGCGAUACCUGAGCAAAGCGAAGAGUUUAGAGCCUGGCGCGGGCUGCGCCUGGCUGGCACAAGGACACAGCUUCGCGGCCGACAACGAGCACGACCAGGCCAUGGCGGCGUAUUUCAAGGCUAGUCAACUAAUGGCAGGCAGCCACUUGCCACCGCUGUACGUGGGCGUGGAGUGCGCCCUGUUGAACAACUUUACCAUGUGCGAGCGGUUUCUACUGCGCGCCGCUACGCUGCACUCUUGCACAGAGACGGGCGAGGAGGAGGGCUGGGACACCAUAGCUCGCGUAGUCAAAGAGCCUCAUGUAGCUCACGAGGCAGGGGCCGCUGCUUUUGCUGCGGGGCAACCUCGAGCGGCUAAAGAGCUGUGGUUGGCGGCGUUACAAGCCGCGCCCGAGGUAAGAGGCGAGAGCGAGAACAUGCACCCGCGCUGGGCGGCGACGCUGGACGCGCUGGGGCACUCGUGCCGCAAGCUCGGGCAGCUCACGGAGGCGCUGGCCUGGCACGAGCGCGCGCUGGCGCUGCGCCCCGCGCGCGCCGCCACGUACGCGGCGCGCGGCCUGUGCCUGGCCUUGUUAGGCCGCGAGAGGGACGCCGCCGACGCGCUGCACGCCGCGCUGGCCAAAGACCCCGACGAUGUGGUGUCGCUCGCGCUGCUCGAUGCUAUAGUCGACAGACUCGACGCUGCACUAACAGAGGAAGAAAUCCCAGCCUUCCCAUUCGGUCCCGUGGAGAUCUCCCUGCCCCCCACUCCCGCCGCGCCGGGCACGCCGGGCGCCGGCACGGACCACUCCGACAUGAGCAUGAGCUUCGAGCUCAGCAUGAACAACGACUGAACACCUACACUUAGACUUUGAACACACUGCGAUUAAUUUAUUGCGGUUUCAGAACCGCAAAAAGUGUAACCGGCAUGCUUCAUAAACGCUCACACUUGGAAGACUAAAAUGAGUUCUAAACCUUAAUCAAUUAA
Cydia splendana is the source of this 2091-nucleotide messenger RNA. RefSeq names its product cell division cycle protein 16 homolog (gene Cdc16). Gene Ontology annotation, molecular function: protein binding. The transcript has 11 exons. NCBI's taxonomy places the organism in Eukaryota, Metazoa, Arthropoda, Insecta, Lepidoptera, Tortricidae. Bases 164 to 1957 code for a protein of 597 amino acids. Gene Ontology annotation, biological process: protein ubiquitination; anaphase-promoting complex-dependent catabolic process; cell division. The record is from RefSeq and is a predicted model, not a curated record. Gene Ontology annotation, cellular component: anaphase-promoting complex; cytoplasm.